AUGAUUUCUUUAAAUUCGUUAAAACCAGUUGUUUUUCAUGCCUAUUUCUCAAAAAAAAGAAUUUGUCUUCCUAUCAAUUUCAGUCUCCUCGUAUCUUUCUUCUUCCUUGGAUUAACUGGGGUAUUUGGGAACCAGCUGUUGUUCUUAAUGGGGCUUGGAUAUACAAAUCCAACAUAUGCUGCUGCUGUUCAGCCUGAAAUCCCUGUGUUUACUUUUGUUUUAGCAGCUUUCAUGGGCACCGAAAAAGUGAAUCUGAUGAAAAUUGGAGGUCAACUCAAGGUUGGGGGAACAAUAGUAUGUGUUUCUGGAGCUAUACUAAUGGUUUUGUUCAAGGGACCAUCUAUAUUUGGAGAGGAUGUCACUGAAUUGUUGCACGGAGCAGCGACGGCGAAUGAUUUAGUUUCCGUGGCACAACCAGAACCUGCUGGAGGGUUGAUUUCGGGUUUGUUGGGUAUUGGUCUUACCAAGUUUCAUAUUGGGAUGCUCUGCUUGAUUGGGAACUGCUUUUGUAUGGUUGUUUAUCUAUCCUUCCAGGCUCCGCUGCUACUGAAGUAUCCGGCCAGUCUUUCAGUGACUGCAUACUCAUACUUUUUUGGUGCAAUGUUUAUGGUUAUUGCUGGAAUAUCUGCCACCGAUGGAAAUACUGUCUGGACAUUGACACCAUCUGAGUUAGUUGCAGUUUUCUAUGCUGUAAGUACUUCUAAUCAGGAUUUACUAUUUUAGUUA
Messenger RNA from Papaver somniferum (opium poppy), 726 nucleotides. Its product is annotated as WAT1-related protein At4g19185-like. NCBI's taxonomy places the organism in Eukaryota, Viridiplantae, Streptophyta, Magnoliopsida, Ranunculales, Papaveraceae. The coding region runs from base 1 to 723 and encodes 240 amino acids. Gene Ontology annotation, molecular function: transmembrane transporter activity. Gene Ontology annotation, cellular component: plasma membrane. The transcript has 5 exons. The record is from RefSeq and is a predicted model, not a curated record.